Scylla paramamosain (green mud crab) is the source of this 1512-nucleotide messenger RNA. RefSeq lists its product as uncharacterized. The transcript is spliced from 6 exons. Gene Ontology annotation, cellular component: nucleus. Bases 19 to 1158 code for a protein of 379 amino acids. Gene Ontology annotation, biological process: regulation of DNA-templated transcription. Gene Ontology annotation, molecular function: DNA-binding transcription factor activity; transcription cis-regulatory region binding. The record is from RefSeq and is a predicted model, not a curated record. Lineage: Eukaryota; Metazoa; Arthropoda; Malacostraca; Decapoda; Portunidae.
CUGGAUCAUAACAACAACAUGACGCCAACCCAAUGGCUGGCGAUACCCACGGAAAUAAGGCUAACGGAGCUUUCCCCGCGGAUUUCCUCGUCCCUCAAUGAUACCACGGAAAGCUCCACCGUGUACGUCAACGGCAAGAAGAUCAUAGUGAAGCAGGAAGAUGUGCUUCCCACCGAAAUUAAUGACACUGCGGCCUCCAACGUGAUUCUGUACCCAAUGAAGAACCGGACAUUGGAUGGAGUGGACGGGGUUUCCAGACUGGACUUGGAGUGGCACACGCCAUCACUGGCCACGCCAAGCCCUCAGACAGACGUUACGAUUGUCACCUCAAAACCAAAGAAUCCAGAUUACAAGGUCCACGAAAACAUUGUGGCCACCAAGCGCAGCCGCCCAGUAAACUUCAAGCUGCUGCAGGUGAAGCCAGGCGUGGAGGUGUCCAUCACCCUCACCUACCAGGGCCACAUCUAUGGCGACGAGCCCGUCAAGCGCUGCAAGAAGCACGAUGAGUGCAUGUGGUGCAAGGAUCACAAGUUCAACCAGGGUUUUUGUGUCAUCAGUAAGUACCACAGGUAUGACCUGGACUACAAAGGGCACCCCGUGGCCAUCCUCACGCCCCUCGCUGACCACCUGGACGUGGACGGCACCACAGAGUUUUCCGUGGUGUUUGCCUGCUGGAACUCAUGUGACAUCCAUGUGCGGUUCGGCAAGGACAUGGUGCUGCACGUGCACAUCAUGCAGGACGGACAGGUGAAGAAGGUGGAAUACACAGUGCAGUGUUGCCAGAACCUGCUGAGAGAUGCCUUCAAGGACAGGAAGAGGAAGCUGCUCUCCCACUCAGAGAGCACAUCAGAGAGGUCCUCCAAGGCUGCCGUGGCCUCUAAAACAUCCAGCACUUCCAGAGCAGUGGUGGCCUCCUCAAAGAAAGCCAUUGUCUCCUCACCAGGCUCUCCCUCCUCACCGCCCACCUCACCCAUCAACUCCAGCAAAGAGAAGCCUGUGGAUGUUGUUGUAGAGGGUCUGGAUGAGGAGCGGAGAGACCUAAUAGAGCGGCUGGUGAGGACGAUAGGCGGCACCACAUACAGAAUCCCCCACCUGAUGAGAAUAAAACCCACUGAGGACUCUAGCGUGCCGGAGUACCAGACCAACGGCAGCAAGUGAGGGCUGGAACAGGCACUGCUGAUGCCCCACCGCCGCUGCCACUGCUGCCUUGGAAGAAGGUUGUGACACAACCUUUACAUUUCCAACAUCAAACAAAAUGCAAAACUUUGAUCAUAUUGGUCGUGUUAUAAAAUGUGUAAUGUGCAUUUGAGAAAACAUUACGAGCACCAGCCUUCCUUCCUGUGAAGUGAAGACAAUUUAAAGAAAGAAAACAAUGAAGGGAAGUAAAACAGUUUUUCAUGUUGUAGUGCUCUUUGUUAAGUUGAAAAUACUAUUCAGUCAGCUUUAAAUACAAACUUCCCCUAUCAAUGUAAAUACUAAAAAAUUAGAAUAUUAAAUAGUGUUUCAAACAAA